Molecule: messenger RNA, 1338 nt
Organism: Polistes canadensis
Lineage: Eukaryota; Metazoa; Arthropoda; Insecta; Hymenoptera; Vespidae
Product: outer dense fiber protein 2-like
Exons: 5
Coding region: 1-1338 (445 amino acids)
Source: RefSeq, a predicted model, not a curated record
AUGCGGGAGGACAGUCGCGGAACGCGUAUCAAAGCCAACUGGGGAGCAACUGUACUCUGCCCCGUGACCGCGCCCCCGCCCUCACCCUCGCCCUCACCCUCACCCUCGCCAUCGCCCUCGCCCUUCCCUCCAAACGAGGUCAAAGACGCGAAAAAAUCUGCUGAAGAGAAGCGGGAAAAUAUUUGGAAAAAUAAUAUGCGAUACGAAGAGGUGGAGAAAAAGCACGACGAAUUAUUCGUUUUUUACAAUGAAGCAAAAGAAAAGAUAUGUCGACUCGACGAAAAAAUAAAGGAAAACGCGAGAGAAAAGGUAUCCUUCGAAAGGAGAACUCGCGAAUUAGCAAAUUUGUUGGAAACUUUAGAGCACUUCGAUCUCGACGUUAAAACCUUGUGUCGCCUUACCGCAGAAGCCGUGGCAAAUUUAACCAAAGUCGAACCACACUUCGAACAAGCUGUAAAGAAACUGAGACAGUUUACUUGGAAAGUCAAUGAGAGAGAGUGCGAUAACGAAACAGACAAAUUGAAGUCUCAAAAUUUAGUACUGCGAGAAAUUAUCAAGAGUCUCAAGAGAAAGACUCGGAACGAUUUAAGCAAAAGUACCGAUGAGAGCUCGCAAAAAAACAACGACAUACAAAAUCUUACAAAUGAUUUUAAAAGGAAGCAAACAGUUACAAACGAUUUGACAAAAUGUAAAAAAUGUUCUUCAACGAGAUGUAAUCUUGAAAAUAAGGACAUCGUGUCCAAAAGCGUUGAUAAAAAAGUCCUCUGCAUUGAAUCACAUAAAAAUGGAAUUUUUUAUGAUGAAUAUGUGAUCGGAUUCUCAAACACUCGGCAAAUGAAAAUCAAACAUUCGCCUAUGACUAGUACAAAGGUGGCACACUUAAAAUUGGAAAUUUUCGAUUGCGAGGAGAAAUAUCAUGAAAGUUCGCCAGAUAAAGUUGUAAUACUCUUAAAAAAUCUUUCAACGUCCAUUAAAAUCGAACGUAACGGUAUUAACUGUGCCACUCAAACUGUGUUAACACGAAAACGUGAUAAUUAUACGCAAACUUCGAUCACUCAAAUACGCGAUUUUCUACGAUUAAACGUUGGCCAUACGGUAUGUACUCGAUCAUUUUCUUAUAAAAUGAAUAUCAUUUUUCUACAAAAAGUUUCAUCGAUCAAACAGAUGUUAAAUAGCGAAAAACGUGCCAUCGAAAGGAAUUUAUCAAAUUUGGAACAAACCGUAGACCGUUUAAAAUAUAAUACGUUACAUCAUGCAAGAUCUAUGAUCGAGAACAAAUCAAAGUGUUUGAGAAAGGAGGAAAUUUUGGAAUGCAUCGAACGUUUAACUGGAGGAUAA